UAUUAUUGGUAUGUCCUACAAUGUCAAUCCCAUCCCAAUUGUAGUUGUGUUGUUUUUGGGAAAAAGCCCAAAAAAUAACAAGGAAGAAGUGGUACCCUGGGAUGGGACUUUGAGUGAAGUAUUAUGUCAUGUCCUGUUUCUUAAUUUUUUUUUUUGUUUAUAGUAAAAUUUAUCCCAACACUACCUUUCCCUCUGACUUCUCUGACGUCCCACCAAUGUCCCCCUCACCCCACCACUCUCCUCUUAGCUUUGCUUUCCCAUAAUUAAACAUCAGUACCCACCACUCUCUCUGUCUCUCUGUGUUGUUUUUGUCCAUUACCCAUGUUGUUGUUUUUUUACUUUGGCUCUGUGUUCUCAUCCACCCCUUACUAAUUUUCUUGCAACAACAAAUUAAAGAGUAGUACACGGUCUUUGGAUGAUCAGCUAUACAUGAAAGCAGAUGUCUUGGAAUUCAAAGCAGUAUAAAUCCACAACCUUUCCAAUUUAGCUUGAUCUUGAUGAUGGAUAAGAUUGUCUAGAUUGGUCGUAUUGCAGGCUGGCAGAAUCUAGUUGUUGCUCAUAUAGAAUGUAAACCAGCUUCUCCAACUGACCACACAGCUCGACAAUGAAACCUAACUUUGACCUUGAAAUAAAAGCCCUUUCGGAAAGUGAUUCUGAAGUUAGCAGCCAAGUCGCUUCCAACAUAUCCAUUCAAGAAACCUCUGCAGGUCCCUCCAAUGACAGCCUCACUAACUGUUCCCAUCUCACUAAUCUCAUAGUGGCUCAAUCAGAGUCGGAGCCAAUCACUCUUGACUUGACUCUCAGCUUCAACACUGAUGAUCUAUGUGGAAGGGAUUCAUUCGGACUAUCAUUGUCAAGCACUAGCGAGAGUAGCAACGAACCUGCAUCCCAUACUACAACAGCAGCCAUCCCACGAGUUUUUUCUUGCAAUUACUGUCAACGCAAGUUCUUCAGCUCGCAGGCUCUUGGUGGACACCAAAAUGCACAUAAGAGAGAACGAACACUGGCAAAGCGGGCUAUGCGAAUGGGUAUAUUCUCAGAGAGGUAUGCCAGCCUAGCAUCUCUGCCUCUGCAUGGAUCUUCAUUCAGGUCCCUGGGAAUCAAAGCACACUCUUCAGCGCAUUAUGGCUUUGUGCCACCAGUUAGGCCUUCUGAGGUCAGAAACAAUACAAGAUUUCAAAAUGGCUAUAUGGGAAUGCCUAUUUUUGUCGAGGAUGAUGAGGCAGAGCUGUUGUGGCCUGGUAGUUUCCGUCAAGUUGCUGAGGCAGGUAAUCCUCCUCAUCCUAGUUUUGUAUUGACUGAAAGUUCAAACAUAAAUUUUGUAGAGGUGACUCCACAAGUUGACAUAGACAACUCUACACCUGAUCUCACACUGAAACUUUGAGAGGUUUGUUGGUUUCAAAUGUGGCUUCAGUUUCUCCACUUCUGUUAUCUCUGUACAGUGAGAUGUGCCUGGGCAAUGACUGCAAGCUUUUGUUCUUAUAGCUCUCUUCUUUUCUAGCACUUUUGAUCCUUCUCUUUUCUUAUCCAAUCAUCCUGUUUGGUGUUCUACUUGGAAUGUUUGUCAUUGCAUAAGAGCCUCGUGAAGAUAUUUUAGGGGCUCCUAUGCUUGUUAUGACACAUAUUAUGUAAUGUAAUUCCAGUGCUUAAAUUAUGAUUGAUUAUCUUUCCUUUA
Messenger RNA from Quercus robur (English oak), 1675 nucleotides. RefSeq names its product zinc finger protein 4-like. Bases 605 to 1384 code for a protein of 259 amino acids. Lineage: Eukaryota; Viridiplantae; Streptophyta; Magnoliopsida; Fagales; Fagaceae. The record is from RefSeq and is a predicted model, not a curated record. The transcript has 2 exons. Gene Ontology annotation, biological process: negative regulation of abscisic acid-activated signaling pathway.